AUGACAAUACCACAAGUCUUACUGAUGCUGCUACUCUGGGUAUGCCUACUACACCCCUGUUUGACAACAAUGGUAUUCACCAGGACUACAGACCAUCAGCCUCAAAAUUUUGUGGCCCAGGGAACAGGGAAUGACGGAAAAGCUCUGCACCGCCAGAAACGAGGCUGGAUGUGGAACCAAUUCUUCUUGUUGGAGGAAUAUACUGGAUCAGAUUACCAAUAUGUUGGCAAGCUUCACUCUGACCAGGACAAAGGAGAUGGGUCCCUCAAGUACAUUUUGUCAGGAGAUGGGGCUGGUACUCUCUUUGUAAUUGAUGAGAGAACAGGUGACAUUCAUGCCACAAGAAGAAUUGACCGAGAAGAGAAAGCUUUCUACACCCUACGUGCCCAAGCUAUUAACAGAAGAACACUCCGACCUGUGGAGCCUGAAUCAGAGUUUGUCAUCAAAAUCCAUGACAUCAAUGACAACGAACCCACAUUUCCAGAAGAAGUUUAUAUCGCAACUGUUCCUGAAAUGUCAGUGGUUGGUACAUCAGUCGUGCAAGUUACAGCCACAGAUGCAGAUGACCCUUCCUAUGGAAACAGUGCCAGAAUUAUCUACAGCAUACUCCAAGGCCAACCAUAUUUCUCUGUGGAGCCAGAAACAGGCAUUAUCAGAACAGCGCUACCAAACAUGAACCGGGAAAACCGAGAGCAGUACCAAGUUGUUAUCCAAGCAAAAGAUAUGGGAGGCCAGAUGGGUGGAUUAUCAGGGACCACAACGGUGAACAUCACCCUGACUGAUGUCAACGACAAUCCGCCUCGAUUCCCCCAGACUGUGAAAAUAUCUGUAGAGGAUGUGGAUGAACCUCCCAUAUUCAGCAGAUCCUCAUACCUUUUUGAGAUUCAUGAAGAUAUCGAGGUGGGAACAAUUAUAGGUACUGUGAUGGCCCAUGAUCCAGAUUCUGCUGCAGGACCUAUCAGGUUUUCUUUGGACCGUCACACUGACCUUGACAGAAUCUUCAACAUACAUUCUGGAAAUGGAUCUAUUUAUACUUCCAAAAUGCUAGACCGGGAAAUAUCUCAGUGGCAUAAUCUUAGUGUGAUAGCAGCUGAGAUCAACAACCCCAAAGAGAUGACUCGUGUUUCCGUUUAUGUCCGAAUCUUGGAUGUGAACGACAAUGCGCCACAGUUUGCAGUGUUCUAUGAUACAUUUGUGUGUGAAAAUGCAAGAGCUGGCCAACUAAUACAAACCAUAAGUGCAGUUGAUAAAGAUGAUCCCCUUGGAGGACAAAAAUUUUUCUUCAGCUUAGCUGCUGUUAACCCAAACUUCACAGUCCAGGACAAUGAAGACAACACCGCUCGGAUUCUGACGAGAAGGAAUGGCUUUAGUCGACAUGAAAUAAGUACCUAUCUUCUACCGGUGGUAAUAUCAGACAACGACUACCCCAUCCAAAGUAGCACAGGGACACUGACGAUCAGGGUGUGUGCUUGUGACAGCCGGGGGAACAUGCAGUCCUGCAACGCUGAAGCCUUACUCCUUCCAGCAGGACUCAGCACAGGGGCACUCAUUGCCAUUCUGCUCUGCAUCAUCAUUCUGCUAGUUAUAGUGGUAUUAUUUGCUGCUCUAAAGAGGCAGCGAAAGAAAGAGCCUCUGAUCUUGUCUAAAGAGGACAUCAGAGACAACAUUGUGAGUUAUAAUGAUGAAGGUGGUGGAGAGGAAGACACACAGGCCUUUGAUAUCGGCACGCUGAGGAACCCUGCAGCUAUUGAAGAUAAAAAGCUCCGCCGAGAUAUUAUACCAGAAACAUUAUUUGUACCACGGAGGACUCCUCGUGCUCCAGAUAAUACAGAUGUCCGAGACUUCAUUAACCAAAGGUUAAAAGAGCACGAUAAUGACCCCUCUGCACCACCAUAUGACUCUCUGGCAACCUACGCCUAUGAAGGAAAUGAUUCUAUAGCCGAAUCUCUGAGUUCUUUAGAGUCUGGCACUACUGAGGGGGACCAAAACUAUGAUUACCUCAAGGAAUGGGGUCCUCGGUUUAAUAAGCUUGCCGAGAUGUAUGGUGGAGGUGAAAGUGAUAAAGACGCUUCCUAACCUACAGUAGAAAAUGCAUUUUUUGUUUAUUUGAGAGGAAGUAACUUUACAGACACCUUCUCCACAUGACAAUAUUUGAUGUUCAGGAACAUUCUCCUGCCACUCCGCACAAUGGGUUUUUUCUUCUCCUUCUUCGUCUUUGUUUUGUUUUUG
Messenger RNA from Varanus komodoensis (Komodo dragon), 2229 nucleotides. Its product is annotated as cadherin-10-like. The record is from RefSeq and is a predicted model, not a curated record. NCBI's taxonomy places the organism in Eukaryota, Metazoa, Chordata, Lepidosauria, Squamata, Varanidae. Gene Ontology annotation, cellular component: plasma membrane; adherens junction; catenin complex. Bases 1 to 2076 code for a protein of 691 amino acids. Gene Ontology annotation, molecular function: calcium ion binding; cadherin binding. Gene Ontology annotation, biological process: calcium-dependent cell-cell adhesion; homophilic cell-cell adhesion; cell-cell junction assembly. The transcript is spliced from 10 exons.